Molecule: messenger RNA, 1753 nt
Organism: Malus domestica (apple)
Lineage: Eukaryota; Viridiplantae; Streptophyta; Magnoliopsida; Rosales; Rosaceae
Source: RefSeq, a predicted model, not a curated record
ACACGCCGUAUACCGGUGACGUUGGAAAAUCUCUAAACUGGACUCGCCCACCAACUUUGGCCAGUUACGAUGCCGCAAGCGAGAGAGAAAGAGGCGUCGAAUCUUGAUAAUUAAUUAAUUAAUUAGUUUAAGUAUUUAAUUUUUAAUCAAUCGAUCGAUCAGAGAGUGGAGGAGCAGUAGCAGAAGCACAAGCUGCCCAAUCCGAUUGGAAAGUGAGGGAAUUUAGUUUUGGGGGAAAUGGGGGCUUGUGCUUCGAGGCCGAAGGGCUGCAGUUUCGGAUUCAAGAAGAAGAAGAAGAAUGACGGCGGCGCCCGCCGCCGGAGGCGAGUCAUUCCCCGGCGCGUUUCGUCGGCCUCCGAUCGCUCUCACUCCGUUCCUACACACCAAGGAAGUAUGGAUGCAUCGUUUUUUGAUGCGAAUUCGGCGAUCGAGUCGGAGCGAGAUGACGAAUUUUACAGUGUUCAUGAUGAUGUGAUGUCAUUACACGAGUCGGAAAGUGCAUCCACAUUGAGUGUGUCUUCACCGAGAGGUCUUUCUCGGCUGGCACUGAAACCGCCGCCAUUGCAUUCCACCUCCGCUGUGUCCGCGGAGGUGACUGUGGAUGAAAUUGGCGGAGGGGACAAGAUGCAGGGACUGGAUCAUUGUUGGAUUCUUCAAACUUCUUGCUUGCCUUGUCUUCCUUCCACUUCCAAUAGCCCGUUGGGCGACAAAAGAAUAACCCCGGCCGCGCCAAGCUUGAGGAGGAAAGUCCUUUCCUUUAAAUGGAGGGAAGGGCAUUCUGCUAGUGCUGCAGCUGCAGCUGAUUCCACCCCCACAUUACUUUCCCCCAGAACGCUUGCGAAAAGACCACUUGCCGGUUCUACAAUUCCGUACUGUCCCGUUGAGAAGAGAAUUCCAGAUUGUUGGUCACCUCUCGAGCCAAAUACAUUCAAAGUCCGGGGUAAAAAUUAUCUUAGGGAUAAAAAGAAAGAAAUUGCUCCGAGCUGCGCUGCAUUUUAUCCUUUCGCCGCUGAUAUUUUCGUAUCUCAGAAAAAGAUUGAUCACAUUGCUCGUUUUGUGGAACUUCCAGUUGUGAGUACCACUGGAGACAUCCCGUCUAUUCUUGUUGUAAAUGUUCAGAUACCACUUUAUCCAGCCAAUUUUUUUCAAGGCGAUAGUGAUGGAGAAGGAAUGAACUUGGUUAUGUACUAUAAGAUUUCUGAAACUUAUUCCAAAGAGCUUCCCCCUCAUUUCCGAGAAAGUAUCACUAGACUGAUCAAUGACGAAGUGGAGAGAGUUAGAGGAUUCCCUGUCGAUACAAUUGCACCCUUCAGGGAAAGAUUGAAAAUUUUGGGCCGAGUGGCAAAUUUGGAGGAUCUUCAUUUAAGCACAGCCGAGAAGAAGCUAAUGAAUGCUUACAAUGAAAAACCUGUUCUUUCACGUCCUCAACAUGAAUUUUACUUGGGAGAAAACUACUUCGAGAUCGAUUUGGAUAUGCACAGAUUCAGCUACAUCUCUAGAAAAGGUAUUGAAGCAUUUCACGAAAGAAUGAAGCUGUCGGUAUUGGAUUUUGGUCUCACAAUUCAGGGGAACAAGCCAGAAGACUUGCCUGAACAUUUGUUAUGCAGCAUACGGUUGAACAAAGUUGACUACAAUAAUAAAUCAUUACCAGGAGUUUUGAAUCCAAAGUCUCUGUAAUCCCAACACGAUGCUCGAGUUUUUCAAAUCAAUAAAUAACUGAAAAACAAAUUCUACGAUAAAAUCUGUAUUCAUA